Messenger RNA from Zootoca vivipara (common lizard), 2067 nucleotides. RefSeq names its product acetylcholinesterase (Yt blood group) (gene ACHE). Gene Ontology annotation, biological process: choline metabolic process; acetylcholine catabolic process. Gene Ontology annotation, molecular function: acetylcholinesterase activity. The record is from RefSeq and is a predicted model, not a curated record. Gene Ontology annotation, cellular component: plasma membrane. Lineage: Eukaryota; Metazoa; Chordata; Lepidosauria; Squamata; Lacertidae.
GGCCGGGCCCUGACUCUGUGGCAACUGCAGGCGGCUAGGCAGAGGCCUCUUCUAACCCUCUCCCCUUUCUCCCACAGGUGCCCCCCAGGCAGGCUGGCACGAUGCCCGCCUCGCGGCUGCAGCCCCUCUUCCCCCUCCUCCUGGCCUUCCUUGUUGGCUUGGCCCAGGCGGAUGAGCUGCUGGUGGCCACCCAGACAGGGCGGGUGCGUGGCAUUCGUGUGAGGGUGCUGGAUGGCCGCGUCUCAGCCUUCCUGGGCAUCCCCUUUGCAGAGCCCCCCGUGGGCCCACGCCGCUUCCUGCGCCCGGAGCCGGUCAAGCCCUGGAGCCAUGAGCUGGACGCCUCGUCCUACCGGCAUGCCUGCUACCAGGUAGUGGACAACACUUACCCUGGCUUCCACGGGACGGAGAUGUGGAACCCCAACCACAACAUGAGUGAGGACUGCCUCUACCUCAAUGUCUGGGUGCCCUCUCCCCGCCCCAAAAAUGCCACCGUCCUGGUCUGGAUCUACGGAGGCGGCUUCUACAGUGGCUCGUCCUCACUGGACGUCUACGACGGGCGCUUCCUCACCUACACUCAGAACGUGGUCCUGGUCUCCAUCACUUACCGGGUGGGUGCCUUCGGCUUCCUGGCCCUGCUGGGCAGCCAGGAGGCCCCAGGCAACAUGGGCUUGCUGGACCAGCGCCUGGCACUGCAGUGGAUUCAGAACAACAUCCAGUUCUUUGGGGGCAACCCCAAGGCUGUCACCAUCUUUGGCGAGAGUGCCGGUGGUGCCUCGGUCAGCAUGCACCUCCUCUCGGCCCAGAGCCGGCCCCUUUUCCAGCGGGCCAUCCUGCAAAGCGGGACGGUCAAUGCUCCAUGGGCCACCAUCACACCGGCAGAGAGCCGCCGGCGUGCCACGCUGCUGGGCAAGCGGGUCGGCUGCCACUUCACCAAUGACUCUGAGCUGGUGAGCUGCCUGCGCACAAAGCACCCGCAAGAGCUGGUCGACGAGGAGUGGUCGGUGCUGCCCUACAAGAGCAUCUUCCGCUUCUCCUUUGUGCCCGUCAUCGAUGGGGACUUCUUCCCGGACACACCCGAGGCGAUGCUCAGCACGGGCAACUUCAAGGAGACACAGGUGCUGCUGGGCGUGGUGAAGGAUGAGGGCACCUACUUCCUCAUCUACGGGGCGCCCGGCUUCAGCAAGGACAAUGAGAGCCUCAUCAGCCGAGAGGACUUCCUGGACGGCGUGCGCAUCGGGGUGCCACACGCCAACGACAUUGCCGCCGAGGCUGUGGUGCUGCAGUACACCGACUGGGAGGACGAGGACAACCGUGAGAAGAACCGGGAGGCCAUGGACGACAUUGUGGGCGACCACAACGUCAUCUGCCCCACCAUGCACUUUGCCCGGCGCUACGCCGAGCACGGCAACAAGGUCUACGCCUACUUCUUCGACCACCGCGCCUCCAACCUCAUGUGGCCGCUCUGGAUGGGCGUCCCGCACGGCUACGAGAUCGAGUUCAUCUUCGGGCUGCCGCUCAACGACAGCCUCAACUACACCCCCGAGGAGAAGGAGCUCAGCCGCAGGAUGAUGCGCUACUGGGCCAACUUUGCCCGCACGGGGAACCCCACGGACCCCUCAGACAAGGAGGAGUCCUGGCCCGUCUACAACCUGUCCGAUCAGCAGUACGUCAAGCUCAACACGCAGCCGCUCAGCACCGACCGCAGUCUCCGGGCCCAGAUCUGCGCCUUCUGGAACCAGUUCCUCCCCAAGCUCCUCAACGUGACCGAUAACAUCGAGGAGGCCGAGCGGCAGUGGAAGCUGGAGUUCCACCUCUGGAGCGCCUACAUGAUGCACUGGAAGAGCCAGUUCGACCACUACAGCAAACAGGACCGGUGCUCAGAGCUGUGACACAGAGGGGAGGGGGGGGAGAAGAGGGAAUGGCCCCUCAACCCCAACUCCAUUCAGUCAAGCACGCCAAGCAGCUCAAGGAAACCCCCUCCCAUCAGCCCCCAGCCCCUCUGGUGACACUUGCCACAACUCUCCCACCACCCCAACCCAAUCCCAGCCAAUCUGAGCGUCCCUAAUG